This is a messenger RNA of Closterium sp. Naga37s-1, 1926 nucleotides long. The record is from the annotation of a GenBank genome assembly. NCBI's taxonomy places the organism in Eukaryota, Viridiplantae, Streptophyta, Zygnematophyceae, Desmidiales, Closteriaceae.
AUGGAGCAAUCGCCAGAGGAUCCUUUCGCUCCUCGAGGCAUCGCAAAACUCUCCAAGUCCAAGUCCUACGACCGAUGGCUCCUCGACCCGCAGAAGCCAUUAAAGGGGCUACAGCAGCCGCCACCCAAUCGCAUGGGUCAAUGGGCGGCAAUCGCCGUCGCUUCCCUCCUCGUCUCUCUCAUCCUCCUCAAUCCGACGGUUGUUGACGACGCUCUCUCAAUCAUGAUGAGGCCAAUCAGUCCCAGCCACGUGGAGGUCUUUACUCGCGGGCUGGCGACGCUUCAAUGGUGGGAAGACCAGUAUCCCCCUCCGCUAUCGCCGCCGGAAAACGCGGAGCUCAAGGAGCAACAACCAGGACAUAUUCAAUGGAAGACGUUUAGAAUAACGCGCGUCGCGGCGUUCAACGUCGACAGAAGAAUCAUCAAGCAGACUAAGCAGGCGGGCUUUCAACUCGUCCCGCUCGCCGCGCCGCCGCUUCUUAAAGACCUAACGUGGGAUGAUAUUUUUGCGGAUCGGUUCGACGACGACCCAACGCCGCAGUGCCCGAAGCUGCCGCUGCCCGAAUGGCCGCAGGACCUUCGCACGGUCGACGCCAUGAUCGCACACAUGCCGUGCCAGCCAGUGAACGGGUCGUUCGCGAGGGACGUGAGAUGGCACCACCUGGUGCUUACUGUCGCCGAGUAUAUCAAGCAGUCCGCGCGCCCCUGGAUGCCCGUUGUCGUUCUCUCCGACUGCCGCCCGCCGCCCAACCUCUUCCAUUGCAACCGGCUUGUACACCGCGACGGGCCCGUCUGGCUGUUUAACUUGACGGUCGCCGACAUGCGCCGCCGGCUGCAGCCCGUCGGGAACUGCGCGCUCGCCACCCCGGAACCCCAGCUGCUGCCAGGUCAGCAGCCGGCCGCUGCGAACCGAGUCGCGUACGCUACAGUGCUUCACAGCAAGGAGGAUUACGUGUGCGGUGCGAUCGCGCUGGCGAACAGCCUCCGGCGGAGCGGAACGCGCGCGGAGCUGGUAGCGCUGGUCUCCGCGGAGAUCGGGAACUUCAGCCGCGGAGGCCUAGAGGCGGCGGGGUGGCGGCUGAUCGAGAUUGAGAGGAUUCGCAAUCCGUUUGGACGCGCGGGCACGUACAACCAGUGGAACUACAGCAAGCUCCGAUUGUGGCAGCUGACGGAGUACGCGAAGGUGGUGUUCGUGGACGCCGAUAUCCUCGUUUUAAGGAACAUGGACCACCUGUUCGAGUACCCCGAGCUGUCGGCGCGCAGCAACAGCCGGCGCUUCUUCAACUCGGGCGUGAUGCAAACUUUCAAGCUCACGAGUCACGAAUCCAACGAAGCACUCGCUCCGCCUUCCAACAGCCAUCGGCUUAGCAGCUUCUUCUUUGGCCUGCUCCAUUCCACCCUCAUAACUACCGCAAUGGCUGCUACCACCAUGGCUGCUGCUAAGCUUGCAUCUGGCGCUAUCGCUGCCGUAUCCAACCCAGCUCAGAAGACGACCCUCACGUCCUCCUUCGCAGGUGUGCGCCAGCAAUCAGCCACGGCUGCAUUCGGCGUCAAAUCUACUGCUCGCACUGUCGCGUUUUUCAAGCUCGGCGGAGAGAGCGCCAAGAGCGCCGGCAUCUUCGCCAGCCAACUUCGCGAUGACUACGACGCUGACGACAUUGCUCACUACUUCAACUACUCCGGCAUGCUCGCCGCCGAGGGGUCGUACGAGAAGAUGGCGAAGAUGGUCGAGUCCGGCACGCACGCGUGCGACAUUCUGCUCAUGAUGGCUGCAUCGGAAGGCGAUGUGCGGAAGAUCGAGGAGCUCCUGUUCGCCGGUGCGCGGUGCGACGUGCCCGACUGGGAGGGACGCACGGCCCUGGACCGCGCGUGCAGUGACGAGAUCAGGGAGAUGAUUCAACAGGGUGCUUUGACUGGGGCCAAGUAG